Messenger RNA from Bursaphelenchus xylophilus (pine wood nematode), 4086 nucleotides. Lineage: Eukaryota; Metazoa; Nematoda; Chromadorea; Rhabditida; Aphelenchoididae. The record is from the annotation of a GenBank genome assembly.
AUGAGCGGGACCUUGCACGCCAAAGUCGACUUCUUUGCCAGUGGAACGUUCGGGACUGUCAGUAAGUUUACGGAGAAGAGGUUUUUGAUGUGAAAAAAGUUUACAUAUACAGUGGGCCUUUCUAUGUGCAUUUACAGCGCACUGCGGCGCAAGAAAACCUUUUUACAACAAACGAUUUUUGAGGUCCACAAAUUUGCUUUACAAGUAUUGGGACCCCAAGCAAAACGAUCAGUUUUUCUUUUAGUUUUGCACACGCUUUGGGCAUGAACCACUUAUAAAUAAAUACCCUCGUCGCGCCUCGGAAUCGCUCAUCAUCGCUUUGCGACUGCAAGCCGCGACUUGUGAUUUGGUGCGCGAUAGCGGCGAGGCGAGACAUUUUGCUGCGACGAUCCGCCGUUAUUUUUCCGACAGACUGAUACCUGAAAGUUUUGGCUUGGGCUCCGCAGGCACAGCCGAAAUAUUCAACGAUCUUUGCAGGAGAAAGGUUAUGUCAAAGAAGAAAGCACUUUUUGGCCUCUCUUUGUCAAAGAUUGCUUUCUUUUGUAGAAAAAUCAUCAUUAUGGUAAAAAUAAGAGUCAAAAAUGUUUUACUUGAUUGAACAAAAUGUCAUAAAAGAAUUUUUCGUGAGAUUUUCCGACCGAAAAAAACUUUUCUCGAAAUUAUUUUAUUUGUUUUGUCAAUUCGUUUGGACGAAACUUAUGGGCGAGAAACACUUUUCUUCUAAUUCGGGUUGCCGUUUGAAAUAUGGCGUUUUUCUCUCUGACCGCUCUCCCCAUUUCACGUACUCGUUGGUAAAGAUCGCUCAAUAGCUCGGCUGCAAAGCUCGAGCUAAGACUUUCCCCUGAAAAACGCUUGUCUACAAAAACGAUCACUUUCAGCCAGUCUUCGAACAUACGAGGACUCGGUUUGUAAUCGGCGAGCUGAGACAAUUACCCUAACACUACGGCUAAUUGGCGCUCCAACUUAUGGGUUGUCGCUUCGGCAGGCCUGUUCGUCCACUUCAACCUCAAAUGCAAAUUGCCAAUGUUCAGCGAUUCUUGUGGACUCAAUUCAGCCCAAUUCACCGGCUUCACAGUGAGUUUACUUCCUCACUAGGCCGUGCCAAUCAAUACAUUUCCAAGUUAUAAAUAUGUUCUAAGUGUUUGACACAAAAGCCUUUGUUACCUAUUGCAGUGUUGGGCUUAUAUUGCCGGGCGAUCGGAUUUUAUCCAUGAACGACCAGCCUACAUUUGGGAUGAGUGUCGACCAAGCGUACUCGAUUUUGGACGACUCACAUUGCCAAGUCAAGUUGACCAUUGAGUUUGAUGUCUAUGGUAAGAGCCGUAGAGCUCAUUAUAAAGAGCGCUUUGCUUUAGAGACCUGUCCACUGGUCCAAGGGACGAUCACUGUCCGACUGAUCAAACAUACGAACCAUCUUGGGCUGGAGUUCACAACCGGUCUGAACAAGAAAGAGGAGAAAAUUGUGGUCAAGUCCGUGCAGAAAGGAUCGCUGUCGUACAGGUGAGAUUUACAGGAGAAAGCUGCAAAUGCGACGCUGAGAUUUUGAUAAAAAUUUGAAAUAUUUUUGACAUAAUUUUUCUCAUGGCACAGGCGAGGCUCCUAGCUCGCGCUUUGCAGAAAACCCCUUGAUUUUUAGGUCAGAACUUGGAUACAAUUUCACGCUUUUUUCGAAUUUUUAUCAUGAACAUUUUUGUGCCUAUUUCUUCUACAGAGAGUAAUUUUUUUGCAGUAAAUCCACAUUAUUUUCCCGAAAGAAAACCCAAUAAAAAAUUCGGUUUCUCAAACCGCCCUUUAUCGCUUCAGAUGCGGCGCAAUAGAGCCUGGCGACGAAUUCCUCUCCGUCGACGACGUUCCCUUGGACAAUUGCACAGUUCAAGAGACAAUUCGGCUUCUACAAACUGCCCGCGAUUCCGUCAAGAUUCACAUUAGCAAGAGAAACGCCGUAAAAGAGAAAUCUCCCACCCCGAAGGCCUCGAACUUGCACUGCUUCACCUAUACCAUCGAGCUGCGGCCUGGGAAACGGAGUCUAGGACUAUUUUUUGACGACAAGUUGAAGGUUGCCGGAAUUAAAAAAGAUGGAUAUUGUGCAAAGUAAGUUUUUCUGUAAAUACGAUAUAUUAUAAUCAUGUUUCAGAUCCGGAGCAGUUCUUCUGGAGGACCGCCUAAUGGCGAUUGACGGGCAAAAUGUCUCGCAAUACACCCUGUUGGACGUUCAGAAAGCCCUCGACCGGCAGUACGACUCAAUACGGCUGACGUUUCAGCGAGAGCGGGAGGGCACCCCAAGUGCUGCAGAGGACUUGCCGCAAAGGGGAGACCGAGCUGUAACCCCAUCUACGGGAAGGUUGAACCUCAUCGAUAUAAAGAAGAUCAUCAGCGACAUGACAUUCAGUUCGAGGGCUAAAGAGUACGUUAGAGGAUUCAAAAUUUAUGAGCUACAGUGGCGGGCCUGAUCCAGUGGCAAAAAACGUACCGUUUUGCAUUCGGGAAGCCUCAAAAAUGUGGCAAAAUGCUUCCAAGUGAAAAAACUUCGUUUUGAGGGCGCGCACUUUCCCUCUCAAAAAAAGAGCGGGCGCGCUUUUGAAAUCGGAGUUUUUUCACUUGGAGAGGGAAGCAUUUUGCCACAUUUUUCAUACUUCUCAGAUGCAAAAUGGAAUUUUUCCCCUGGAUCAGGUCCCCCACUGUAUCAAGUCGGUGUUUUGACAGAAAAAUUUCAUUCAGAAUUGGUGUUCAAAUUGCUCUAGCUACUCAGUUUUUUUUCUUUUUUCCAAAAGCGAACGAAAAAUACUGUUCUAUAAUAAUAUUAUUAUACCAUUUUAAUUACACAAUUACACGGUUAGCAUCUCUACUCAAAGUAGAGAUGCUAAUAUUUUUAUGGCACUUGGCGCAGAUUUCAAAUAUAAUGUUUAAUUUGAAGACACAUGCGUGACACAUACAGUGGCGGACCUGAUCCAAUGGCAAAAGACGUACCAUUUUGCGUCCAGGAAGCAUCAAAAAAUGUGGCAAAAUACCUCCCUCUCCAAGUAAAAAAACUCCGAUUUCAAACGCGCGCCUGAUCUUUUUGUGAGGGAAAGGGCGCGCUGUUCAAAACGGGGUUUUUCCAGUUGGCGAGGCAUUUUUCUACAUUUUUUGAUACUUCCCGGAUGCAAAAUGGUAAGUUUUUUGCCACUGGACCAGGUUCGUUACUGUACAGUUAUUUCUGCCGUUUGUUUUUUCUGCCGUUGACCUGAAAAGUCGCAGGGCAAAUAUAUUGGGAUCUCAACUGUAGUUUACGCUUUGCAGAAACGCCCGAGGGCACUUUGGGUACUUCCCUUGUUAGUAUUCAUUCUAUGAACCGUGUAAGGGGUCUUUGGCCAGUUUGCUUUGUAAAGCCGAGAACCAAUCUUUGAAGUGAAUCCAUAACCUUCGGGCACAUUCCUAAUUUUUGCAAGACCUGAGAGAUCGGAACGUCACAUUUUUGUUCGGUUCCCUCGUCAAACCCGGGCUUAAAAAUCAUUGACCUCUUCGUACAAACCGGCUGCAAGAUGAGCAAUGAGUUCCUCUUUUUUUCAGGCUGCAAGCGCUCAAAGCCUUCGAAGAGACGGAGGACAAACUCAUAAGCGGCCGAUUGCCUCAACUAAAACGCGACGCCAACCACGACCAGUUGCGGACCAUUCAGCAACGACUGAGGUAGGGGUUCGGCCAAAAAAAUACGCGUAUUUUAGCAGUGGUUCUUUCUCAUCAUCGGGCUUUGGCUCCGUGGUUUCGUCGCAGCCGUCGGCGCCGGAAACUCCCUCGUAUCCGUCGCCAUUCUCGGGCCUCCCAAUUGCUCCGACCUCAAUUUUCUCGAACACAAAGAAUGUGUUGUUGCUGCGCGACCUGGACCAGCCCGGAUUCGGCUUCAGUAUCACCGAGAAUGAGCAGCAUGAGAUCAUUGUGAAUGCCGUGAAGCCGGGAGGAGUGGCGGAGGCCAACGAUGUGAGGGCGAUGGAUAAGAUUAUCGAGGUGAAUAAUGUCCAAACGGCCGGGAUGACUUGCGCAGAAUUGUUGCCAUUGUUCAACACUGACAUCCUGGAGCUCAUAUUGCUACCGGCUGAGCAGGUUUUGUAG